Messenger RNA from Musca vetustissima, 618 nucleotides. RefSeq names its product large ribosomal subunit protein uL11m (gene mRpL11). The record is from RefSeq and is a predicted model, not a curated record. Gene Ontology annotation, molecular function: structural constituent of ribosome; large ribosomal subunit rRNA binding. Lineage: Eukaryota; Metazoa; Arthropoda; Insecta; Diptera; Muscidae. The transcript is spliced from 3 exons. The coding region runs from base 1 to 591 and encodes 196 amino acids. Gene Ontology annotation, biological process: translation. Gene Ontology annotation, cellular component: mitochondrial large ribosomal subunit; ribosome.
AUGUCCAAGGCGGCGGGCAAAUUAAAAAACAUCAAAAAGAGUGUGGAGAAGAUAACUCACACCACAAAGCUUAAAACAAAUAUUCCAGCUGGUAUGGCUGCAGCCGGUCCACCAUUGGGACCUAUGUUGGGUCAGCGUGCCAUUAAUAUUGCUGCGUUUUGCAAGGAUUUCAAUACCCGCACAGCUGACAUCAAGGAAGGCAUACCAUUGCCCUGUCGCAUAUCCGUUAACAGUGAUCGUAGUUAUAAUUUAGUUAUUCACUCACCACCCGCUGCAUUUUUGUUGAAACAGGCGGCCGGCAUACAACGAGGUGCUAUGAGUGCCGGACGUGAGGUGGCUGGUAUGAUUACGCUAAAGCAUUUAUAUGAAAUUGCUGCAAUUAAAAUUCAAGAUCCUCCAAAUGCUUUGCUUACAAUGCAGCAAAUGUGUGAAAUGUUGGUGGGCAUUGCCCGUACAUGUGGCAUCAAAAUUGUCCGCGACUUAAAAGCCGAAGAUUAUGCUGCCUUCUUGGAAGAAAGACGUGCUAUUGUCGAGGCCCAGAGACGUGAAUUACAAGAGAAACGUGAGGCGAAAAUGUUACGUACUGGUUAGAUUUAUUUACUAUUGUUUAUUAUUAUU